Molecule: messenger RNA, 1794 nt
Organism: Toxotes jaculatrix (banded archerfish)
Lineage: Eukaryota; Metazoa; Chordata; Actinopteri; Toxotidae
Product: doublecortin domain-containing protein 2-like
Exons: 9
Coding region: 1-1794 (597 amino acids)
Biological process (GO): cilium assembly; regulation of cilium assembly; dendrite morphogenesis
Cellular component (GO): microtubule; microtubule organizing center; axoneme
Source: RefSeq, a predicted model, not a curated record
AUGAGCUCGGACAAGCCAAACUUUCUGUCACAGCCAGUCGUGAAGAACGUUUUCAUGUUCCGAAACGGUGACCCAUACUAUGAGGCUCGUCGGAUAGUGAUAAACCACAAGAGGGUGUCCAACUUCGAGACUUUGCUGAGAGAAGUGACCGGCGGGAUACAAGCUCCGUUUGGAGCGGUGAGAAACAUCUACACACCGAGGGGAGGCCACAAGGUGGACUGUUUGGAAAGCCUGCAGAGCGGGGAGCAGUACGUCGCUGCAGGGAAGGAGCGAUUCAAAAAGCUGGAUUACCAACAGAUUGGCUCUAGAAAGAGGAGGAUGCUGCAGACUCUUCCAGUGCAGGCCAAACCGCUGCCACAGAAUCGAAUUAUUGUGUCAGCUCGAUUCCUGAAACCCAUCAAAGAGCCAUGUACAAUAUUUGUGGUAGCAAAUGGAGAUGUGUUAAACCCCGCAAUACGGCUGUUGAUCCAUCAGAGAAUGCUGGGCCAGUUUGACAGAAUACUGGAGAUGAUCACAGAGAAGAUGGGUUUGAGAGUCCUGGGAGGUGUUCGAAGUCUCUAUACCUAUGAAGGCCACCAGGUGACCGAUGGGGAUCAGCUGGAGAGCGGUCAGCUUUAUGUGGCUGUGGGAAGAGAAAAGUUUAAGAAGCUCUCCUACAGCGACCUACUCUUCGCCAAACCAAGAGCAACAAAGAGGGUCAAUGGAAUGAAAGCUUACUCUCUUCCACCCAUCUACAGAUUCUCCAAGCAAAAUGGAAAUAGUAAGUCCAUGGUUCGGUGCAGUGAUAGUGGAGAUGGAGACUCCAAGGCCUCCCCUCCAGGCCACAGCGGAAACAACAAGGAACACCUGUCCUCCAUCGUCAGAGAAAUCUCUCAGGCAAGACUCAUCUCCCUCAGGAAGAAGAGGAGCGGACAAAGAAUGACCCUCAGUACCUCUGACAAUGAUGACCUGGAAUCAAAGGCUGAUGAUGGAAACGCUGACGACAAAAUCCCUCAAGACCAGCCAGCUGAAGAGAAAUCAGAUGCGAAAGACAUGGAGGAGAAUGGUGAAAAGGCAGGAGAGCAGGAUGAGGCUGCUGCUGAAAACACCACAGAAGAAGACACCUCCGCCAGCAAAGAAGAUAAAGAGAAAAACCAGGAGACAGAUGGUGAAAAAGAGGGAGUGGAAGAGAAGGAGGAAAAUGAAAAACCAAGCAAUGAUAAAGAAGGUGAAGCAACAGCAGUACCUGAGGACGGAGAGGGGGAGGUAAAAGAAGAAGUGAAGGAGGAGGUCACAAAUGAGAGUAAGGAAGAAGUUAAGAGUGAGGAGCAGGGGUCCAGCAGUAGCAACGAUGAUAAGAGCCAGAACAGUAAAGAGAAAGAGGACGGAAGCCAUACAUCUUCCGAGGGUGAAAAGGAUGAACAGGGCAACAAAACAGAAGAAGAGAAGCAAGAUAAAGACGGUGGAAAGGAGGAAAAAAGCAGUGAGGACCAAAAUAAUGAUGUAGACACAGAGGAGGAACAGAAAGAGGCAGAAAACAGCAACGACCCAGGGAAGACUCAGUCCGAUAACGAGACAAAAGACAGUGAUAACGGCAGAAGUAACAGUAGCAACAGUAACCAGGAGGAAGAUGUGGGCAAAACAAAAGAGGGAGCUGCAGGGGAAGAGGAAGGAAAGGUGAAUGGAGAGGUCAGUGGAGAAGAUGAUGAGGUGGAAAGUGAAGCAGAGCUGGACAUAGAGGAGAAAAAUUCAGCCAGUGACAAAGAUACCGCAGCAUAUGGAGAGAAAGGGGAGGAUGGUGAUGAAAAGAAUUAA